AUGGCCCUUCACAAGAAAACCUCGUCUGUGUUCUCCUUUAACAAGCUCCGUGAAAAAGUUACCCCUGGCGCUACUACUGACAGAAGUACUGUCUUGGCAAGUGUAAUUGCUGCUUGCAGAAGGCUGUUCUGCCAGCCUCCAAAAGGAUUUGAGAAAUAUUUUCCCAAUGGGAAGAAAACAAAUGGAACUAAAGGUUCAGCUGCAGAAACAAAAGAAGCAAAUCAAGCUAGUGCACGACAGCCUUCUGGGAGUAGCAGUGGAGGAGGUGGCAGCGGUGGAAAAAAAGGUGGCAAGAAAGAAGACACUAACUGGUGGACCAGGUUACAGAAGGGUGACAUUCCAUGGGAUGUCAAGGAGUUCCGCAUGUAUGUUGUGGGAAGCUCGUUUUUCUGGACCAUGGUUGUAUACUACUUCUUCUUCAGGGUCCCUGGGAGAGAAAUCACCUGGAAAGACUUUGUCAAUAACUACCUUUCUAAAGGAAUGGUGGACAGGCUUGAAGUGGUAAACAAGCGCUUUGUUCGAGUGGUCUUUGUUCCAGGAAAAUCUCCUCACGACUGGCAGUACGUCUGGUUUAAUAUCGGUAGUGUGGAUACCUUUGAACGGAAUCUUGAAACUGUGCAGCAAGAUCUGGGCAUAGAAGUGGAGAACAGAUUACCUGUAGUCUACUCAACAGAAAGCGAUGGAUCCUUUCUCCUGAGUCUGCUGCCUACGAUCCUGAUCAUUGGCUCUUUGCUGUACACGUUGAGAAGAGGCCCUGCUGGCUUAGGUCGAGCAGGACGGGGAAUGGGGGGACUCUUCAGUGUGGGUGAAACCACAGCUAAAGUUCUUAAGGAUGAAAUAGAUGUGAAAUUCAAAGACGUAGCUGGCUGUGAGGAGGCCAAGCUAGAGAUAAUGGAGUUUGUUAACUUCCUGAAAAAUCCCAAGCAAUAUGAGGAUCUGGGAGCAAAAAUCCCCAAGGGGGCCAUUCUGACAGGUCCUCCUGGCACUGGGAAGACGCUCCUAGCUAAAGCCACAGCCGGAGAGGCGAACGUACCGUUCAUCACAGUCAACGGCUCGGAGUUCCUGGAGAUGUUUGUUGGUGUGGGUCCAGCUAGAGUCCGAGACCUGUUCUCUCUUGCUCGUAAAAAUGCCCCUUGCAUUCUCUUCAUCGAUGAAAUCGAUGCGGUGGGGAGGAAGAGAGGAAGGGGCAACUUUGGAGGGCAAAGUGAACAGGAAAACACUCUCAAUCAGCUGCUCGUGGAGAUGGAUGGAUUUAACACAACCACAAAUGUAGUCAUAUUGGCAGGGACUAAUAGGCCAGAUAUUUUGGAUCCUGCUCUAAUGAGGCCAGGACGUUUUGACAGACAGAUUUACAUUGGACCCCCAGAUAUAAAAGGAAGAGCAUCUAUUUUUAAAGUCCACCUUAGACCUCUCAAGUUAGAUGCAGUCUUAAACAAAGACAACCUAGCCAGAAAACUUGCUUCACUGACACCUGGAUUUUCUGGUGCCGAUAUUGCUAAUGUCUGUAACGAAGCUGCUUUAAUUGCUGCCAGGCAUCUCUCGGAUGCUAUAAACCAAAAGCAUUUUGAGCAAGCGAUUGAAAGAGUUAUUGGAGGUUUGGAAAAAAAAACUCAAGUACUGCAACCAGAGGAGAAGAAGACUGUAGCGUACCACGAGGCAGGGCACGCAGUAGCAGGAUGGUUUUUGGAACAUGCUGACCCACUCCUAAAGGUAUCUAUUAUACCACGUGGUAAAGGCCUGGGCUAUGCUCAGUAUUUACCCAAGGAGCAAUAUCUUUAUACCAAAGAGCAGCUGCUUGACAGGAUGUGCAUGACCCUGGGAGGACGCGUGUCCGAGCAGAUCUUCUUUGGGAAAAUUACAACAGGAGCCCAAGAUGACUUGAAGAAGGUGACCCAGAGUGCGUAUGCUCAGAUAGUUCAGUUUGGUAUGAAUGACAAGGUAGGGCAGAUCUCCUUUGAUCUGCCCCGUCAAGGAGACAUGGUGCUGGAGAAACCCUACAGCGAGGCAACUGCCAGGCUGAUAGACGAAGAGGUGCGCACGCUCAUUAACACGGCCUACAAGAGGACGCUGGCUCUGCUGCGCGAGAAGAAGGAGGACGUGGAGAAGGUGGCUCUACGGCUACUGGAGAAAGAAGUGCUUGACAAGAGUGACAUGGUAGACCUGCUCGGCCCGAGACCCUUUGCAGAAAAGUCUACUUAUGAAGAAUUUGUUGAAGGUACGGGAAGCCUGGAGGAGGAUACUUCACUGCCAGAAGGCCUUAAAGACUGGAACAAAGAUCGUGAGAAAGAGAAGGAGGAGACAAUAGACGAGCAGGUCGCCAGGCACAUCAGAGGGGUGCCCUUUUAG
Messenger RNA from Tinamus guttatus (white-throated tinamou), 2346 nucleotides. The record is from RefSeq and is a predicted model, not a curated record. Lineage: Eukaryota; Metazoa; Chordata; Aves; Tinamiformes; Tinamidae.